This is a messenger RNA of Lepus europaeus (European hare), 1518 nucleotides long. It is a transcript of the gene THOC3, whose product is annotated as THO complex subunit 3. The record is from RefSeq and is a predicted model, not a curated record. The transcript is spliced from 6 exons. Lineage: Eukaryota; Metazoa; Chordata; Mammalia; Lagomorpha; Leporidae. Gene Ontology annotation, molecular function: protein binding. The coding region runs from base 55 to 1110 and encodes 351 amino acids. Gene Ontology annotation, biological process: mRNA export from nucleus. Gene Ontology annotation, cellular component: THO complex part of transcription export complex.
CAGGACCGAUUGUGCCGGAACCGCGGUGGCAGAGUUGCGGUCUCUGAGCUCGCCAUGGCGGUGCCCCCGGCUGCCAUGGGGCCUUCGACGCUGGGCCCAAGCGGGCCGGGUUCGAUGGCCCCCUGGUGCUCAAUGAGUAGCGGCCCUUCGCGUUACGUGCUCGGGAUGCAGGAGCUGUUCCGGGGCCACAGCAAGACGCGCGAGUUCCCCGCGCACAGCGCCAAGGUGCACUCGGUGGCCUGGAGCUGCGACGGGCGUCGCUUGGCCUCGGGGUCCUUCGACAAGACGGCCAGCGUCUUCCUCUUGGAGAAGGACCGGUUGGUUAAAGAAAACAAUUACCGGGGACAUGGGGAUAGUGUGGACCAGCUGUGUUGGCAUCCAAGUAAUCCCGACCUCUUUGUCACGGCAUCUGGGGACAAGACCAUUCGCAUCUGGGAUGUGAGGACUACGAAAUGCAUUGCCACCGUGAACACCAAAGGGGAGAACAUCAACAUCUGCUGGAGUCCUGAUGGGCAGACCAUUGCUGUGGGCAACAAGGAUGACGUGGUGACCUUUAUUGAUGCCAAGACGCACCGUUCCAAAGCGGAGGAGCAGUUCAAGUUUGAGGUCAACGAAAUCUCCUGGAACAACGAUAAUAACAUGUUCUUCCUGACCAACGGCAAUGGUUGCAUCAACAUCCUCAGCUACCCAGAACUGAAGCCUGUGCAGUCCAUCAAUGCCCAUCCCUCCAACUGCAUCUGCAUCAAGUUUGACCCCAUGGGGAAGUACUUCGCUACAGGGAGUGCAGACGCCUUGGUCAGCCUGUGGGAUGUGGACGAGUUAGUGUGUGUCCGGUGCUUUUCCAGGCUGGAUUGGCCCGUGAGGACUCUCAGUUUCAGUCAUGAUGGGAAAAUGCUGGCAUCUGCAUCGGAAGAUCAUUUUAUCGACAUCGCUGAAGUAGAGACAGGGGACAAGCUGUGGGAGGUGCAGUGUGAGUCCCCGACCUUCACUGUGGCCUGGCACCCCAAAAGGCCCCUGCUGGCCUUUGCCUGUGAUGACAAAGAUGGCAAAUACGACAGCAGCCGGGAAGCUGGGACUGUGAAGCUGUUUGGGCUCCCGAAUGAUUCCUGAGCGGAGGCCCCGGCAGAGGCUGGCCGGCCUGUGUGGGGCUUGGUCUGCUGCGUGGAGCUGGUGGGCGCCCUAAAUGUUUGUAAAUUGGUGUGAGUUGUGAAACGUCUUGUCAGGCGCCUGCUCCAGAGCCCUUUCUGUUGUGUGUGUGUUUGCUGUUUCCAUCCUUUGCCCCCGCCACCAUCGCUCAGCUAAUGAGGACUCUGCGGGCUGGGGAUGACCCCGCACAGCGCGGCCUCUGAGGACCUUCCGUCUUCCCUGCUUUGGGUAGAUUUUGUGGAGCUUACUGUUGCUGGGACAGUGCCUGCUGUGGACAGAGGGGUUGGGAACAGUGGGAUGGGAUGGAGGGUUUUUAAUAAUUACAAAAUAUGUAUAAUUUUGAGAACUGAACAUUUAAUAAAAGUUUUUAAA